Molecule: messenger RNA, 2205 nt
Organism: Seminavis robusta
Lineage: Eukaryota; Bacillariophyta; Bacillariophyceae; Naviculales; Naviculaceae
Source: the annotation of a GenBank genome assembly
AUGCCCGCCAACUCGUAUUGCAUGCUAAUACUGGGUAUCAUGGUGAUUGCCUCGAUUGGAUUCCUUGCCAGUUUUGCCACCUCCUGGAGUUUGGUCGAUGUACAGUACGCCUUUACUCCUGCUGUGGCGUGGAUCAUGGUGGGAGGGAUAACUUCUACGAGUGCCAUUAUAAAAAUCAAACUACCGUUGGAUGCGCAUCAAGGCAACGUCUUGUUGUAUCUCAGUCCCAACAAUGACGAAUUUUCCAUACAGUCACGACAAGAGUACAAUUUGGGAGAUACUAUUAGCACAAGUAGUGAACUGGAAUCACAAUACGGUCUACAAACACUCCAACUCACCGAGUUGUUACCACAAACCAAAUACUACUACAAAAUACAAGGGGACAUGAUAUUGGACGAAUACGAAGAAUUGCUCGUCGGCACAUUCGCCACACCCGCCAAAGAAGGCACACGCUUCAACUUUACCAUUGCCGCAUCGGCAUGUGCAUGGACGGGAUCCCGGGCAGCCGUCUUUUCCGAAAUUCAAAAAGACAAUCCUCUCUUAUUUUUGCACAUGGGAGAUUUCCAUUAUGCCGAUAUACACGAAAACAAUCUGCAAAAACGAAUCGAUGCCAUUAGUCAAGUACUGGCAUCCGAUACACAGUCCGAUCUCUACAAGAGUACCGCCAUUUCCUACAUGUGGGAUGAUCAUGAUUUCUUGGGGAGUAGUAGCAAGAACAGUGACAAUAGUGACGAUGGGGUAGAGGAGGAAUAUGAGGAGGGAGCAUGGGAAACGGCACUUCUUUCGUAUCAAAUGGCAUUUCCCCAUUAUCCAUUGCCUUCCUUGUCGUUCAAGUUGAAGAGUGAUGGUGAUGAUCAAACAGUUGAUACAACAACAACCAAUACAACUGCUGCUGUUCUUGGGAACCAAACAACUGCGACUGCUGAGACAGCCGACAACCAGCUCUUGCCAGUACCCGUCUAUCAAGCCUACACCAUUGGGACGGUACGAUUCAUCAUUUCCGAUCUACAGAGUGAAUCCAAAUCCAACAGCAACAACAAUCAAUCCAGUAGUAUCUUUAGUGACACACAGUCCCAGUGGUUGCGACAAGAACUCAGCCAGGCACAUCUCUAUGACUUUGUCAUUUGGGUCACACCAAAACCAUGGAUUGGACCUGCAACACCGGGGGAAGAUCAGUGGUAUGGGUAUCCCAAAGAAAGGGCAGAAUUAUCCACAUUUAUCACGGAAACACUGGGAAUGGACAAUGGACCGCAAAACUUGUUGGCCAUUGCGGGAGAUGCACACAUGGUAGCAUUUGAUGAUGGGACCAAUACAUACUAUGGUAGCAACAGCAACAACAACCGCAAUGGUACAACAACAACAACAGCUCGGUCCUUUCCCAUUUUGCAAACGGCAUCAUUGGACCGGGUGGGUGGGAUCUUGGGGGGACCCUUUACAGAUGAUUGCUAUGGCUAUACAUCCCAAAGAACACAUCAGUUUAGUGUUUUACGAUUCGAAUUUGCCGAGGGCGACAACAACAACAAAUGCAUUCUCAUUGAUACGUACAGCAAUGAUCAAUAUGGUAAACAAGAACGAAAGUUGCUCUUUUCAAAACGACUGUGCAACAAAAUAUUUGUUGAUGCUGUCGUGGGGGACGAGGCAAAAGUUGGUGUGUGCGAAUUGGAUGAACUCUGGGAACUCAAUGACAAUAUUGCAGUUGCCGCCAGUGCCAUCCUCUUUGCCACCAUGGUCUUGAACUGUAUCGCACUCAACAAGUCGGAUGCUGACAACUUGGGGGAUUGUCUCUGCAAAUCAUGUGGGACCACCAUAUUCUAUCUUGUCAGUUAUGUGUUAACGGGCCUGGUCGGAUUUGGCACCUUUUUUGCACGAGGUGUGGACCAGGCGGAUGUGACCCCAGUGCUGAUUGCUGUUCUGUGUCAAUCCAUCAUGUGGUUCUUUUAUCUCUUCAUUUGGUGGGCAUGUUGUACCCAGAGCAAACGACGCAAGUUGGGACAAGAUGAUCCAGGGUUUCGGGAUGUGGAACCCAAUAUCAACAUUAACAUUUCGGAUCUGGAGUCAACCCUCAUGCAUGACGCCAAUGCCGACCAAAAUAGGGGACAUACUACGUGCGGCCAAAACCAGACUGAAAGCUCGAACAACAACAACAACAAUAGCAACAGGGCUCCAGGGACAAUUCAAUUCAAUGGUCCGCCCGAGGCAUUGUAG